Molecule: messenger RNA, 1650 nt
Organism: Aspergillus melleus
Lineage: Eukaryota; Fungi; Ascomycota; Eurotiomycetes; Eurotiales; Aspergillaceae
Exons: 8
Coding region: 1-1650 (549 amino acids)
Biological process (GO): transmembrane transport
Cellular component (GO): membrane
Molecular function (GO): transmembrane transporter activity
Source: RefSeq, a predicted model, not a curated record
AUGACGGACCCAGACCCAAAGAGCUCGGAGAUCGAGCAAAGAGAGUACACGUCUUCUGACAACGAUAUCCUGAAGCCCGUCAGCCGCGCCCCGCAGUAUGUGCGGGAUUUGUCGCCCGAGGAGCGACGACGUGCCGAGAAGAAGCUCGUCCGCAAGGUCGACCUGCGGCUCAUGAUCGUGACCUUUGUCAUGUACGUGAUGAAUUAUCUAGAUCGGAAUAAUUUCGCCGCGGCGAGAUUGGCAGGUCUAGAGAAGGAUUUGAAUCUGAAGGGGAAUCAGUUUCAAGUGACCGUGAGUAUAUUGUUUAUUGGGUGUUUGUUGAUGCAGGUGCCUUCGAACAUGAUCCUCAAUAAGGUGGGAAGACCGUCGAUCUAUCUGCCCUGUUGUAUGGUAGUCUGGGGCACCAUCUCCACUGCGACAGCAGCCACGCAUAACUACGCCGGUCUUCUGUCCUGUCGCUUCUUUCUUGGAUUUGUCGAAGCGGCUUAUUAUGUGAGUUAUGUCUGCUUUUCUAUGGAGUUUAAGCUGAACGACCUCCCUAUGAUUCAGCCAGGCUGCCUCUACCUCCUGUCUGGAUGGUAUACACGCAACGAGCUGGUCAAGAGGACCGCCCUGUUGUAUUCUGGAUCGGUGAUCUCCGGUGCAUUUUCCGGCUUGAUUGCAGGUGGCAUCACUGGGAAUAUGAAUGGCGUCCGAGGGCUGUCUGCCUGGAGAUGGCUCUACAUUAUAGAAGGAGUAACCACAAUCUUCAUCGCCAUUCUAGCGUUCUUCAUCAUCCCAGAUCUGCCUCGGACCACCCGAUGGCUCAGCAAGGAAGAGCGACAGCUCGCCGCAUGGCGUCUUGAAGAAGAUAUCGGCGAAGACGAUUGGGUUGACAGUCAAGACCAGUCGAUGUUUCAUGGAGCGAAGCUUGCUUUCCUUGACUAUAAACUGUGGCUUCUCCUUGCUACAAUUUACGGCUCAACCUCCUCCGGGACUGUUACGAAUUUCUUCCCGACGGUAAUGAAAGGCCUCGGAAAAGGAAAUGUCGAGACUCUCCUCUUGACAACCCCACCCUAUCUCAUCGGCGCCGUAAUCAUGCUGGCGAAUGCCUGGCAUGCCGAUAAGACGGGCGAGCGGUAUUUUCAUAUCGUCAUCUCGCCUGUUAUUGCGCUGGUGUCGUUUAUCCUCGCAGUGGCAACUACGUCGUUUGCGGCGAGAUAUGUAGCUAUGUGUCUUAUGGUUGGAGGUAUCUACGCCGGUUAUGUCGUGGCUUUGGGAUACAUUUCUAAUGUCCUUCCUCGUCCCGCCUCAAAACGUGCUGCGGCUCUCGCUUUAAUCAACUGCCUGAGCAACGUCUGCCAGGUUUACGCUCCUUAUCUGUAUCCCGACGAAGACAACCCUCGCUACCUGAAAGCUUUCGUCCACAACAUGGCCAUGUCCGUCAUGACCAUUCUUUUCGGGACCAUCCUUCGGAUCGCGCUUGUGAGGCUGAACAAACGGCUGGAUCAGGAAGAGGGCGUGGAUAUUCUGGAACGGCAGGGCCAAGACGGGAACGAGAGGCCAGUGCAGAUACGGCGGAUAGCAGCGGCCAUAUUGAAAAAACGCGAUUUGUUACUAAAAUUAGCAACACUCUAUAGUGGAUCUGUCGACAAAAUAAGAAAUCAUUAA